Messenger RNA from Oncorhynchus mykiss (rainbow trout), 6844 nucleotides. The record is from RefSeq and is a predicted model, not a curated record. Lineage: Eukaryota; Metazoa; Chordata; Actinopteri; Salmoniformes; Salmonidae.
UUAGAUUAACAAGAAUUUAAGCUUUCUGACAAAAUCUGAUAUGUCGAAGUCCUGGGAAAUGUUCUUGUUACUUACAACCUCAUGCUAAUCGCAAUAGCCUACGUUAGCUCAACCGUCACGCAGGGGACCAACUCCUGAAUAAGUUUUUUUUAACUAAAUGGCAGCCAUUCGGUGACUGUGGAUCUUCAUGGUAGUUUGCAGGUAUUUUGUAUAAUGCACGAGAUUGGUUUAUCAGUGAUCUUUUUUUCCCAAAUACAACAUACCCGGAAAUGACAGCUGUUUCUUCUUCCUGUGAAUUGCAUUCGUCAGUGGUCAAAUUGAGUAAACAGAAAUGUACAUUUGGUUGGUAACGUUACAACUCAUUUGUUGUCGCACGGUGUUAACAUGGCUUGAAUUAAAUACAUUUAAUGCAUUUUGGUUGAUCCAUCUUCCCCUGGAUUUCGACAAGUUGUAAAAUAAAGACGGCCUUGGAAAGAGCGCGCGCGGAUAAUUGCGGGCUGUGCGUGUGACAUCACACAUAUCCAUUACUAGCUCUUCUCGGCAUUGCUCGGGUUUGUAUUUAGGGGGAUGGGGCCGUGCAGAGGAUGAUAGAGCUCUCAUGGUGUUGUUCUUUACUUUUUGGCUAAAUCCUUCCACUUCCUAACCGAGCCACCCACAUUGUUUUAUAUAUAGUACCCAUUCACGUAUGUAUUUUGGCGACGUUUGACCGGAGAAAAGUGGAGUAUCCGUACGACCACGGUGCACGCUGAAAAACUACAAAAUGUAUUCCAGUGGAGCUGCUGGAGCUGCUGAGAUGCUUGAACCACCUCACUCCUCGGGGUCAAUUGGCUCUGACCCCUCAGAUCCAGAUCCCCCGUCUCCCCCAGUGCCAGAGUAUGUGUUCAAACCCCCCUCGCGGCCAGACUUUGGCACCAUGGGCAGGACAAUCAAACUGCAGGCCAACUUCUUUGAGAUGGAGAUCCCCAAACUGGAGGUCUACCACUACGACAUUGACAUCAAGCCAGAGAAAUGCCCCAGAAGGGUCAACCGGGAAAUUGUGGAGCACAUGGUACAGCACUUUAAAACGCAGAUCUUUGGGGAUCGAAAGCCAGUGUAUGACGGGAGGAAGAAUCUCUACACAGCCAUGCCCUUACCUAUAGGCAGGGAAAAAGUGGAGCUGGAGGUGACCAUCCCAGGCGAGGGGAAAGACCGGAACUUCAAAGUGGCCAUAAAGUGGGUGUCCUGCGUCAGUCUGCAAGCUCUUCAAGAAGCCCUGUCGGGACGACUGCCAAACAUCCCCUUUGAGACCAUCCAGGCCCUGGACGUGGUCAUGAGACAUUUGCCCUCUAUGAGGUACACCCCCGUCGGACGUUCUUUCUUCACCCCUUCAGAGGGAUGCUCCAACCCCCUGGGCGGGGGCAGGGAGGUCUGGUUUGGGUUCCACCAAUCGGUUAGGCCUUCCCUGUGGAAGAUGAUGCUAAACAUUGACGUGUCAGCCACCGCCUUCUACAAGGCCCAGCCUGUGAUUGAGUUCAUGUGUGAGGUUUUGGAUUUCAAAAGUAUCGAAGAACAACAGAAACCCUUAACCGACUCCCAGAGAGUAAAGUUUACCAAGGAAAUCAAAGGUAAUCAUUCAUUACCAGGUCUGAAGGUUGAGAUCACUCACUGUGGUCAGAUGAAACGGAAGUACAGAGUAUGUAAUGUUACCAGAAGACCGGCCAGCCACCAGACGUUUCCACUGCAGCAGGAGAAUGGCCAGACCAUAGAAUGCACAGUAGCGCAGUACUUCAAAGACAAGUACAAACUCAUACUGCGCUACCCCCACCUUCCCUGUCUACAGGUCGGACAGGAGCAGAAACACACCUACCUCCCCCUCGAGGUCUGUAACAUAGUGGCUGGCCAGCGGUGCAUCAAGAAGCUGACCGACAAUCAAACAUCCACUAUGAUCCGUGCCACAGCCCGAUCGGCACCUGACCGUCAGGAAGAGAUCAGCAAACUGAUGAGAAGUGCCAACUUUAACAAUGAUCCUUACGUGCGUGAGUUUGGGGUGAUGGUGAGGGAUGAGAUGACCGAGGUGAACGGCAGAGUCCUCCAGGCCCCAUCCAUACUCUAUGGAGGGCGGCAGAAUAAAGCAAUAGCAACUCCCAUCCAGGGAGUGUGGGACAUGAGGAACAAGCAGUUCCACACUGGCAUAGAGAUCAAGGUGUGGGCCAUCGCCUGCUUCGCCCCACAGAGACAGUGUACUGAACUCCUGCUUAAGGCGUUCACAGACCAGCUGCGUAAGAUCUCUCGCGACGCGGGGAUGCCCAUCCAGGGCCAACCCUGUUUCUGUAAGUACGCUCAGGGGGCGGACAGCGUGGAGCCCAUGUUCAAACACCUGAAGUACACCUACCAGGGCCUGCAGCUGGUGGUGGUCAUCCUGCCUGGAAAGACACCCGUCUAUGCUGAGGUGAAGCGUGUUGGUGACACGGUGCUGGGCAUGGCCACCCAGUGUGUCCAGGUCAAGAAUGUUCAGAAAACCACUCCCCAGACCCUCUCUAACCUCUGCCUGAAGAUCAACGUCAAGCUGGGCGGGGUCAACAACAUCCUCCUCCCACAGGGCAGGCCCCUGGUGUUCCAGCAGCCAGUCAUCUUCCUGGGUGCUGAUGUCACUCACCCUCCUGCUGGAGAUGGGAAGAAACCCUCCAUCGCUGCAGUGGUGGGGAGCAUGGACGCCCACCCCAGCCGCUACUGUGCCACGGUGCGGGUGCAGCAGCAUCGCCAGGACAUCAUCCAGGACCUGGCCACAAUGGUCAGAGAGCUGCUCAUCCAGUUCUAUAAGUCCACCCGCUUCAAGCCCACCCGGAUCAUCUACUACCGCGACGGCAUAUCUGAGGGCCAGUUCAACCAGGUUAGACUUGAGGUGCUCCAACAUGAGUUACUGGCAAUCCGUGAGGCCUGCAUCAAACUGGAGAAGGACUACCAGCCCGGUAUCACCUUCGUGGUGGUGCAGAAGAGACACCACACUCGACUGUUCUGCAUGGACAGAAACGAGAGGGUUGGUAAGAGUGGCAACAUCCCUGCAGGCACCACAGUGGACACCAAAAUCACUCACCCAUCGGAGUUUGACUUCUACCUGUGUAGCCACGCUGGCAUUCAGGGGACCAGCCGACCGUCCCAUUACCACGUGCUGUGGGACGACAACCAUUUCACCUCGGACGAGCUGCAGGUGCUAACCUACCAGCUGUGCCACACCUAUGUGCGCUGCACCCGCUCCGUGUCCAUCCCAGCACCAGCCUACUACGCCCACCUGGUGGCAUUCCGUGCCCGUUACCACCUGGUGGAUAAGGAGCAUGACAGUGCGGAGGGCAGUCACACGUCGGGACAGAGCAAUGGGCGUGACCAGCAGGCUUUGGCCAAGGCAGUUCAGAUCCACCAGGACACACUGCGCACUAUGUACUUCGCCUGAAGCACCGGGGGCGGGCAUUGGUGAGACAGACCCAACAGGGAAGAAGCCUUCUCUCCUCCCACCUAACCCCCUUACUGUAUCAGGUGUGGGCGUUAAGUGGGUUUGUCGUCUUGUCUCUCCCUGCCAGUAAGGGGGAAUGAUACCAAACAAAUUAGGGAGGUUUUUUUUCUCCAAUGUCCACAAUUAUUUUCAAACAUGCAUACAAAACCUCUUUCUCCCCCCCUUCCUGGCCUAACCCUGGUCGUUAUUAGGAGUACUAUGUGAAAUGGGUUGUGGUGGAGUGGACUCCUUUAUUUUACAUGUUGUACAUUUGUUUGUAUUUGUAAAUGUGGGGGAGAGAUUUGUAUUACUUUUCUUUACACUGACAGUUGGAAAUACUUGUAUCAAACUAAGGGGCGGUAUCAUCACACUUUGGUGGCGUUUAGACACUAUACAGUUUUCUGAAGGGGUCUCCAGGGUUGAAAGGAGGUGGGGAUAUCAAAGACGAGAACGGUCCGAUUGGUUUAUAAUCAUUCUUACUCUUCACAACUUUAUUUAUCAGCCAAUCAAAGCAAAGUGCACUGACCAGGACUUAAGUACACAAGUACUUAACAUCUUAUCUUUUCAUUUGUAUGUACUAUGAAUUUAACAGGCUUGGAUACAGUACCAGCCUCAAGAGUAUUUGUCCUCCAACACUGGUGACCAACACGUUUUUAUGCUGCAUCUGAUGACCGUUAAGCAAGUAAUUUUUGUAUUAGAUUUUCAUUAGACUUUGAAACUGUUAACACUUAUUUUUUAUCAAGACUUAUACAAAUUAAUAAUAUGAAAUUGUAACGACAGCAAUUUUUGCUGUCUUGCCUUUUACUUGGACUGGGUUGUUUUUUCAAUCUAUGGCCAGUGUGGCCAGCGAAUAGAUUUACUAAUAGAAUGGGACUGGUUCCCAACAGACACCUUUUGUGUUCUCUGAGCCACAUUACAUGUGAAGACAUCUACAUUGGGGGGGUCAAGUCUCUUGAAAUGAAAUCUGUCUCGUUUUAGUGUCCCCCUUAUUUUCAUGCAAUCUAUUUUACGAAUUUGUGCGUAGAUCACUUACACGUUCGUUUAAGCAUUUGGAUAUUGUUAACCCUAUCUAGUUUUCUUUAUGGUUUUAUGGCAGUGAAAUGGUUUUCUCCUGACUGGGGGGGGGGUGUAGUUGUAAUGCUGUCAUCUUGUAGUACAGUUGAUGUAUGAAUCGGUAUAGUAGAGUGAAGCCUGUGAUGUCAAUGUCACACGUGUAGGUACUGGACUGAAGAUGGGGUGGGGUUCUAUUGGGGGAGAAAAGAUUCCUGAGACUGCUAGAUAUUUUCUCUUUGUUAUUCCUCUUUAAAAAAAAGGGAGCAAUUAUGCUAUUCUACUAGUCGAGCAAAGUUGUACUUUUUUUCUCUUUUUUUUUUUAGGCAAGUAGUUUAAUUGUGGGCUUUGUAUCAUAGCCUCAUGGGAUAUAAGGUAUAUUUUGAAUACGCUUUUAGAAGAGAAUGCUAAAAUGAUAGAAGGAAUUUAAAAACGAUUGUCCGGUAUGUAGUUAUAAAGAAUAUUAAAACGACAAAAAAAUAUUUGUAAAAAAAAGUUUAUGCAGAGCUUGCAUGAAGAAAUGGUAAUGCCUUCCAAAAUGUUUUAUUUCCCUUUUCUGUUCUCCUUAGUAAUGACAUUUCAGCAGGGGUUUUUCAUAUAGCUUAGAUUGGCUGGCUUUUAUCUCGCUCUUUUCUAACUAUGCAUUGUUUUUAACCAAGAGAUUUUAGCAGUGACCUUUCCCAAAUAUGAAUUUAGGACAUUUGUAGAGUAGUAGUUUUUUGUUGCUUGGUGUGUUUUAAUAGCAUUUGUAGUGCUUCUUCCCUAGACCUUUGUAAUGGUAUGGGGGGUUGUAUUGUAUAUUUGAUAGCACAAAAAAUUCGGUAUAUACUUUGUAGAACACACAUCACUCUUCUUAGCCAAACAAGAUUACACAUUUUAUACAAAAUUCAUGUCCUAAAGAAACUGAAGCACAAGAGACCAUUUUUAAUUCCAGGUGCUCGACUUUCUCUUUCACUAAUGUCACCUUAAAUCUCAAUGGACUUGUCCAAGAUGCUCUUCACUUGCCAUAAGUAUGGUAAUAGACGCUGAAGUGGUUUUGAAUACUUUUUUUUUCUCUCUCUACCUUAAUGACAUUUCUCAUUUACCUUAAGUCAUCCGAAGUCCGACUGACUGUUUGUGGAGCAUUCUUAGAAAUCAAGUACUUGAUAUUUACUUGGUUUUUUUCCUUUUUCUUUGCUGGUCUUGUGAUUUUGUAAAUUUAAUGCAUUUUUGAUAGUAGUGAACAUAGAUUCCAUUGAUUGGUCAAGCCAAGCAGGAGACCCGGACAUACAUUAUGUGCAAUUGUGUUGAAAUGGCUGUGUGUUCUACCUCUUGUUACCUGUUCAAGUGUUAUGGUAACGUCACACUGAUGGUCAUUUCUUCAUAAUUACACAGGAUAUUAUAUCUGGUUGUCAUGUAUGACAGUCAGUGAACCUGCGUUCUGUAGUCAUAGUUUCACAGUUCUUGUGUGGGAUCUUAAAUCUUGUUCAAGAUGUUUCCAAAACAAACAAACAAAGUGAUUUGAGAGCAAAUUAUUUGAUCGUAACAAGCUUUUUAUUUUAAUUGUUUUCUGCGCCAAUGCAUUAAUGUUUAGCACCUCAUUGCAUAUCUUUGGAGAUAGAUGGAGUUGCCUAACAGACUGCGUUGUAAACAUGUUGGUAAAGCCAAGGCUAACAAUUUAGCUGCUCACCCACAAUUUGAUGAUUAGUAUUGUUCAUUGACAUUUUUCUUUUUAGCUAUUUGCUUAAUACUUUUGAAUAUGCAACAUGUACUGUUCCCAUAGAUACACAUGGGGUACAUAGACAUGUACUGCUCUGCUCCCAUAGAUACACAUGGGGUACAUAGACAUGUACUGCUCUGCUCCCAUAGAUACACAUGGGGUACAUAAACAUGUACUGCUCUGCUCCCAUAGAUACACAUGGGGUACAUAGACAUGUACUGCUCUGCUCCCAUAGAUACACAUGGGGUACAUAGACAUGUACUGCUCUGCUCCCAUAGAUACACAUGGGGUACAUAGACAUGUACUGUUCCCAUAGAUACACAUGGGGUACAUAGACAUGUACUGCUCUGCUCCCAUAGAUACACAUGGGGUACAUAGACAUGUACUGCUCUGCUCCCAUAGAUACACAUGGGGUACAUAGACAUGUACUGCUCUGCUCCCAUAGAUACACAUGGGGUACAUAGACAUGUACUGCUCUGCUCCCAUAGAUACACAUGGGGUACAUAGACAUGUACUGCUCUGCUCCCAUAGAUACACAUGGGGUACAUAGACAUGUACUGCUCUGCUCCCAUAGAUACACAUGGGGUACAUAGACAUGUACUGCUCUGCUCCCAUAGAUACACAUGGGG